Messenger RNA from Drosophila virilis, 2404 nucleotides. RefSeq names its product Lamin C (gene LamC). Gene Ontology annotation, molecular function: structural constituent of cytoskeleton. Gene Ontology annotation, cellular component: nuclear lamina; nuclear envelope. NCBI's taxonomy places the organism in Eukaryota, Metazoa, Arthropoda, Insecta, Diptera, Drosophilidae. The record is from RefSeq and is a predicted model, not a curated record. Gene Ontology annotation, biological process: heterochromatin formation; nuclear envelope organization; nuclear pore localization.
UUUUUCAACAGUCAAAGCAGUCGGACGUGCCUAGGCAGCAAACUAGAAAAUAUAAAAUACAACAACUAGACAUAACCGAAUUUAAAGAAUAAGCAAAAAUAGUUGCGUACUUAAAGCGUUCCUCAAUUCAUUUUUUUAGAAAAUAUUUCGACAAAGAAAGCUAAUUAAAUAAGCCAAAAUGUCCGCACGCCGCGUUACAGUUAACACACGCGUCUCACGCGCCUCCACGUCGACGCCAGUUGGCGGAGCCUCGACCUCGGGGCGCUUGGGUGGCGCCACAAGCCCCACCAGCCCCACGCGCACCACACGUCUGCAGGAGAAGGAGGAGUUGCAGCAUCUGAAUGACCGUCUCGCCUGCUACAUCGAUCGCAUGCGCCAUUUGGAAAACGAGAACGGGCGCCUCACACAGGAGUUGCACUUGGCACAGGAUACCGUCAAUCGCGAGACCUCCAACCUGAAAGCUGUCUACGAGAAGGAGUUGGCCGCAGCACGCAAGCUGCUCGAUGAGACGGCCAAGGAGAAGGCCAAGCUCGAGAUCGAUAUUAAGCGUUUGUGGGAGGAAAAUGAUGAUUUGAAGCAAAGACUCGACAAGAAAACUAAAGAGGCAACCGUGGCCGAGAACAAUGCACGCCUCUAUGAAUCUCGUUACACCGAAGUGAAUGGCAAGUACAAUCAGGCCUUGGCCGAUCGCAAGAAGGCCGAGGAUCAGGCUAAGGAUUUGGCGGCGGAGAAUGAGCGUCUGCGCCGGCAAUUGGAUGAUCUGCGCAAGCAGCUGGAGGCCGAGACUUUGGCACGCGUCGAUCUGGAGAACCAGAACCAGAGUCUGCGCGAGGAGCUGGCCUUCAAGGAUCAGGUGCACUCACAAGAGCUAACCGAGACGCGUUCGCGUCGCCAGAUCGAGAUCAGCGAAAUCGAUGGACGCCUGGCGCGCCAAUAUGAGGCGAAGCUGCAGCAAUCGCUACAGGAGCUGCGCGAUCAGUAUGAGGCACAGAUGCGCGUCAAUCGUGAGGAGAUCGAGCUGCUCUACGACAAUGAGAUACAGAAUCUGAAGGCAGCCGCCGCCCGUGCCGCUCAAGGCUCGAUGCACGCCACCGAGGAGGUGCGUCUCAUGCGUACCAAGAUCGAUGGCCUCCACAGCAAACUGCAGGAGCUGGAGAACACCAAUGCCGGAUUAAAUGCACGCAUACGUGAGCUGGAAAAUCUCUUGGACACGGAGCGUCAACGUCAUAAUCAGUACAUUGCCUCACUGGAGGCAGAUCUGCAGCGUAUGCGCGAUGAGAUGGCACAACAGCUGCAGGAGUAUCAGGAUCUGAUGGACAUCAAGGUGUCGCUGGAUCUGGAGCUGGCAGCCUACGACAAGUUGCUGUGCGGCGAGGAGCGUCGCCUGAACAUUACCUCACCCGGCCGUCCCGGCACCGAUUCUGGCAUCUCCAGCAAUGGCACCCAUUUGAGUGCCAGCGGUGGCUCUCGUUCAGGUCGUGUUACGCCAAGCGGACGUCGUUCCGCUACACCGGGCAUAUCCGGCUCGAGUGCAGUGAAACGCCGCCGCACAGUUAUCGAUGAGAGCGAGGACCGCACCCUGUCCGAGUACUCGGUGAAUGCGGCCGCUAAGGGCGAUCUGGAAAUUAUUGAGGCGGACACAGAGGGUCGCUUCAUCAAGCUGCACAACAAGGGCACCGAGGAGAUCAACUUGACCGGCUGGCAAUUGACGCGAAUUGCGGGCGAUGAGGAGCUCGCCUUUAAAUUCUCGCGCGGCUCAAAGGUGUUGGGUGGCGCAAGUGUGACCAUUUGGUCGGUGGAUGCGGGCGCUGCCCACGAUCCACCAAACAAUUUGGUCAUGAAGAAGAAGUGGCCGGUGGCCAAUUCAAUGCGCUCGGUGCUGGCCAAUGCCGACAAAGAGGUGAGAGUCUUGUCGAUAUACAACACAUGCGGCACUUGUGACAUCUGCCGCCACUGCAAGCAUCUCGAGUUUGUGCUUGACCAGAUGUUGCCAGCUACGACCGUGUCCGUGCUAACGUUUCCAGCCACGUCUCGCGGCAUCGCAGCAGCGGCACGCCCAGCACCGGCUUUACCCUCGGUUCCGGAGCUGGCUCCACUGGCGUAAGAAGCCUCUUCUCGCUGCUCUUCUAAACAGAACCCACACAACUCAACAAACACACAAAUACACACACAAACACACACAGCAUAGAUGAUUCACCCACUCAUAGAGACUCACAAAAGGAUGGAGGAUAAAAAGAUGGAGCAGCAUCUGGAGAGAACUGGAACACGUGCAACAUUCACACAUCAAAACUGAUUUUUGAUGCAUAUCAAACUUAAAACUGCAAGUUAUUUAAUGUACAACAACCACAAUAUUGUAUUGGCUGGCUCUAUAUAUGUUUAAUAUGCUUAAGAGAGAUGUUCAAAA